Molecule: messenger RNA, 1584 nt
Organism: Ostreococcus lucimarinus CCE9901
Lineage: Eukaryota; Viridiplantae; Chlorophyta; Mamiellophyceae; Mamiellales; Bathycoccaceae
Exons: 1
Biological process (GO): carotenoid biosynthetic process
Molecular function (GO): oxidoreductase activity, acting on paired donors, with incorporation or reduction of molecular oxygen
Source: RefSeq, a predicted model, not a curated record
AUGCGCGCGCGUCGAGCGCCCGCGGCGCGCGUGACGCGCGCGAUUCGCGCGCGAGGCGACGCGGGAACGCGCGCGCGCGACGUCGCGCCGGGCGCGACGCGGCGCGGGGCGUCGGCGACGCCGCGGGCGACGCGACGGCCGAGCGCGAGGGAGACGCGGCCGGAGCUGUACGGCUUGGACGCCUCGUGGGACCCGCUGACGAGCGGCGAUCGGCGGGAGAGCGAGGAGUCGCGAACGCCGCUUCCAGAAACGCUGCCGAACGUGCGAUGGGGGACGAGCGCGAGCGAGGCGUACGAUUUGGUGAUUGUCGGGUGCGGACCGGCGGGGCUGACGGCGGCGGACGAGGCGAGCAAGCGCGGAUUGCGCGUGGCGUUGAUGGAUCCGUCGCCGCUCGCGCCGUGGAUGAAUAAUUACGGGGUGUGGUGCGACGAGUUUAAAUCGCUCGGGUUCGAUGAUUGCUAUCGCGCGGUGUGGAACAAGGCGCGAGUUAUUAUAGACGACGGCGACGCCGACGGGAAGAUGCUCGACCGCGCGUACGCGCAGGUGGAUCGGAAGAAGCUCAAGCAGAAGCUCAUCGCGCGCAGCGUGACGCAGGGCGUGGAGUUUGGUAUCGCCGCGGUCGAUAGCUGCGAUAACAGCGAUCCGAACCAUUCGGUGGUGACUUUGAGCGAUGGACGCAAGGUCUAUGCGAAGAUGGUUUUGGACGCCACUGGGCACUCUCGUAAGCUGGUGGACUUUGAUCGCGAUUUUACGCCGGGAUAUCAAGCCGCUUUCGGAAUCGUGUGCACAGUGGAGAAGCACGACUUUCCGUUGGACACGAUGCUGUUCAUGGACUGGCGAGACGAGCACUUGAGCCCAGAGUUUAAGCGAGCGAACGACAGGUUGCCGACGUUUUUGUACGCCAUGCCUUUCUCGGAAACUGAGGUGUUCCUCGAGGAAACGAGCUUGGUGGCACGACCUGGCUUAGAGUUUGACGACUUGAAGCUCAAGUUGAAGGAGCGUUUGGAUUAUUUGGGCGUGAAAGUAACCAAGGUACACGAAGAGGAGUAUUGUCUCAUUCCCAUGGGCGGCGUGUUGCCGACGUUUCCGCAACGCACGCUCGGCAUCGGUGGAACCGCCGGCAUGGUCCAUCCUAGCACUGGAUUUAUGGUCGCAAAGACGAUGUUAUGCGUUAGAACGCUCGUAGGCACGCUUGAUGAAGCCCUUAAGGCGGGUAAGCGAGGGGAUAUUACCGGCGCCCUGGAAGCGGCGGAGGCGGCGCAAAUGAACAACGGUAAAUUCGACGCCGACGCCACCGCGGCAUUAGUGUGGAACUCAAUUUGGCCGGAGAAUGAUUUGCGCAUGCGCACUUUCAUGUGCUUUGGAAUGGAGACUCUUAUGCAGCUCGAUAUCGAUGGAACGCGUCAAUUCUUUGACACGUUCUUCGACCUUCCCAAGGACGUCUGGGCUGGCUUUUUGAGCUGGCGAAUCCAGCCGGUGGGCUUGCUUUCGCUCGGGGUGAAUCUGUUCGCGUUGUUUUCGAACUACAUGCGAGUUAACUUUGUCAAAUCCGCUCUGCCUUUCAUGGGGUCGUUCUUCGCAAAC